CACGGAUAUAGCUGCACAGACCUCAACCCACCCAACCCGAGAGAGGCGAAAACUCUUGCACAAAACUUUCAACGAAAACGUGGGGAGCUUCUUCAGAGAUCUGGCAGAGGCACAGGGGUCCCUCCGCUUUCCUCCUCUCCAAACCUUGAACAGAGGAGACUGAAGACCUGUCUCCUUCAUUCCUCACUCUCUUUCUCAUCCUCUUUCUUCCUCUCUUUCUCUCUCAGUAUGGCAGCCUGGGACCUGUUAGUCACAGUGGAGGACCUGGGGCCUGAUGCCCCACCUGUCAACCUCAGUGUGACCUCUGAACUCCACGUCGGAGGGGUCAUCCUCAAGCUGGUGGAAAAGACACAGAUCCAGCAGGAUUGGUCGGACCAUGUCCUGUGGUGGGAGCAGAAGCAGCGGUGGCUGCUGCGGACGUCCUGGACUCUGGAGAAAUAUGGCAUUCAUGCUGAUGCUCGGCUGAUUUUCAUGCCUCAGCACAAGCCCCUGAAGCUGGGUCUGCCCAACGGCAUCACCCUGAGGCUGAAGGCCUGCUUCUCUAGCCCUGUCUUCCAGACCGUGAUGGGCAUCUGCAAGAUGCUCAACAUCCGUCACCCUGAGGAGCUCUCCCUCCUUCGGCCUGUAGAGGAGAAAAAGAAGAAGAAAGACAAAAACUCAACAGAGGAGAUCUACGACCUGAGCGAGGUGCCCCUCUCCUCAGUGUCCCGGCCUUGUCUGUACAACAGCAUGCCAGCUCACUUUGCUGACUCACCUCAGAUGGAGGCUAUCUACAAGAUGCUGUCAGUUACUCAGCCUCCCCCCGCCCCAGAAGUCAUAGCCAAGCAGUACCGCCCAGCCAGCGUGGUAGACAAGGCCCAUAUCAAUGGCAGGUGGUUGGACUCAUCCCAUUGUCUUCUGCAGCAGGGCAUCCAAGAAAAUGAUCGACUCUGGCUUCGCUUCAAAUACUUUGCCUUCCAUGACAUAGAACCCAAGUACGAUGUUGUGCGUCUGACCCAACUUUAUGAGCAGGCUCGCUGGAACCUCCUGCUGGAGGACAUCGACUGCACAGAGGAGGAGAUGAUGCUGUUUGGAGCUCUGCAGUACCACAUCAGUAAGGUGUCUCAGUCCGAGCCCCAGAUGUUGAGCUCCAGUGCAGCCAUGGAUGACCUGGAAUCAGCCCUGCAGUGUCUAGAAGUCAAGAUGGAUGGAGACAGCAGCUCUGCAUCCGAUCUGCUGGAAAACAUGACUGCACCAGAACUCAAUGACUAUCUGAAGAUAUUCAGGCCAAAGAGGUUGACGCUGAAGGGAUACAAACAAUACUGGUUCAAGUUCCAGGAUACAUCCAUCUCUUAUUUCAAGAGCAAAGAGGAGAGCAUCGGAGAGCCCAUCCAACAGAUAAACCUCAAAGGGUGUGAAGUGGCUCCAGACGUUAACAUGGCCGCACAAAAGUUCCAGAUCAGACUCCUGAUACCAGCGCCUGAGGGCAUGAAUGAGGUCUAUCUGCGCUGUGAAAACAAGCAGCAGUAUGCUCAGUGGAUGGCUGCAUGUCGACUGGCCUCCAAAUGCAUGAGUCUCGCAGACAGCAGUUUCCAGAGUGAAAUACAGAGCAUCCACACUUUCCUGGAAAUGCAGCAAACCAACACUGGUUCCAACAGUAACGCACCUGCCAACGAUGAAAGCAUCAAUACCCACAGUCUGGUAUCACCACGCUACCACAAGAAGUACAAAACAAAACAGCUGACCCCUCGUAUCCUGGACGCAUACCAGAACGUGGCUCAGCUCUCGCUGAAUGAUGCAGUGAUGCGCUUCCUGCAGAUCUGGCAGGCUCUUCCUGACUUUGGUCUCUCAUACUUCGUUGUCAGGUUCAAAGGUAGCCGAAAAGACGAGGUAAUGGGCAUCGCCCCAAACCGCCUAAUCCGCAUUGACCUGGGAGUGGGUGAUGUGGUCAAGACGUGGCGUUACAACAACAUGAAGCAGUGGAACGUCAACUGGGACAUACGACAGAUGGCCAUCGAGUUUGAAGGCAACGUCAACAUUGCGUUCAGCUGCGUGACUGCCGACUGUAAAAUCGUUCAUGAGUUUAUUGGAGGCUACAUUUUCAUGUCAACACGCAGUCGUGAGAAGAGCGACACGCUCAAUGAGGAACUCUUUCACAAGCUGACCGGAGGCCAUGAAGCUCUCUGA
Paralichthys olivaceus (Japanese flounder) is the source of this 2166-nucleotide messenger RNA. RefSeq names its product FERM domain containing kindlin 3b (gene fermt3b). Lineage: Eukaryota; Metazoa; Chordata; Actinopteri; Pleuronectiformes; Paralichthyidae. Gene Ontology annotation, biological process: integrin-mediated signaling pathway; platelet aggregation; leukocyte cell-cell adhesion. Gene Ontology annotation, cellular component: cell-substrate junction. The record is from RefSeq and is a predicted model, not a curated record. Gene Ontology annotation, molecular function: integrin binding.